Messenger RNA from Onthophagus taurus, 1198 nucleotides. RefSeq names its product nuclear hormone receptor 83 (gene Hr83). Gene Ontology annotation, biological process: regulation of DNA-templated transcription. NCBI's taxonomy places the organism in Eukaryota, Metazoa, Arthropoda, Insecta, Coleoptera, Scarabaeidae. Gene Ontology annotation, molecular function: DNA-binding transcription factor activity; zinc ion binding; sequence-specific DNA binding. The record is from RefSeq and is a predicted model, not a curated record.
UCUAACGACAUUGUUAGAUGUGUCAAAAACGUCAAAAACCAUGACCCCAACCGAUCCUGAUUUGUUUGCAUUUAAACGACAAAGAGUAGUAGAUAAAAAGAGGGUUUGCCUUAACGGUAGGUAUAUAAGAUUGUGAUUCAACGAUUUUUUCAGUUAGUUCGAUAACUAGAAGCGUUAUGGGGAGAACUUUACCAGCCCCGGUUCCAUGUCGAGUAUGCGGGGAUAAAUCUUUUGGAAAACAUUACGGUGUUUAUUGUUGCGAUGGUUGUUCCUGCUUUUUUAAACGAAGUAUUAGAAAAAAUAUCAUCUACACUUGUAUAUCUGGUAAUGGUUGUUGUAUCGUGGAUAAAGCUCGUAGAAAUUGGUGCCCUUAUUGUAGACUACAAAAAUGUUUCGCAGUUGAAAUGAAUACCUCUGCAGUUCAAGACGAACGCGGACCAAGAAAACCUAAAUAUUCACAUCAAUAUUACCCCAUUCAAUUCAAUUUUUUAAAUUUAGAAACGUACCGUUACGAAUUAGCCGCUCAUAAUUUAAUAAAAACGAUUAAAAAUAUUCGGAAGAAAGACACAUUUUCUUGUAUUGGGAGAAAAUCUCAAAACGAAAUUUUGGCAAAAACUUGGAACGCUUUGUUUGUUUUAACGGCAAUAAACGAUGAAAUAAAUGAUUUAAUUUCGUUGCCGAUUUUAUUGGGGGCUUAUAAAAAUAUUAAAGCUUUGAAAAUAAACGAUGAUGGGUUUAAAAUGAUGGAGGAUCUUUUGGUGUUUCGAAAAGAUUUGGUUAAUGAUGAUAAAGAAAGUUGGAUUAUUGAAAAAAAAUUGUGGGAUUUACUCAAAAAAAUUCAUGACACAAAAAAUUACAACAAAUUACUUUUGUGCAUUCCAAUCCUUUUUUCAAUUUCAUCAACGUCGAUUGAAGAAAUCUUUUUUAAACCCGUGAUAAAUGGAGUCCCCAUAGAAGUGGUUAUAAGUACCAUGUAGUAAAAAGAAAAACGAUUUAAAGAAAAACACGUCUUUUUAUUGCUAUAUUCACGACAGGUUAACAGUUUUUUUUGUCUUUUUUGUUAUUAUUUAUACGUUAUACAUGUUAUUUUUCAAUAAAAAUACAUUUACGAUCUCGUCAGAUUCAUUGUUGUGUUGUUAUUUUAGUUUUGUGCAUGAUGUUUCGUGUUUUUUAAUGGAAAAGGGAACACGUAUUCACA